Messenger RNA from Trichomonas vaginalis G3, 1314 nucleotides. RefSeq lists its product as uncharacterized. NCBI's taxonomy places the organism in Eukaryota, Parabasalia, Trichomonadida, Trichomonadidae. The transcript has a single exon. The record is from RefSeq and is a predicted model, not a curated record. The coding region runs from base 1 to 1314 and encodes 437 amino acids.
AUGAAUGUUAAAGAAUCAAGCCAUGAGAAAGAAGGAAUACAAAUAAUGGAACCUGUGGCUGAUACAAUACACCAAAUUGUCGAUAAUACAUUAAAUGAGAAUAAUGAGCAGCCACAAGAAGAAGAGGUUCCACAAUUACAAGAUAAUGAAUCAGUAAAUAACGAACCACAAGUGCAAGAAACAGAAGAAAGCAACAAUGAUGAUGUUGAAAAGCAAAAUGUAACUACUCAAGCCGAGUCUACGUUUCCAACAACAACAGAAGGUCUUCAUAUUUUAGUUGUAAAAGAUGAUCAAGUACGAAAAAGUACAGAGCCAACGCCAAAGGCCCAAUUUUUGAAAGCUCUAAAUCCUUCACCUAGAACUAUCUCAAGAACUAAUAAAAAGCCACUAAAAAGAAUUUCAUCACCUCAAUAUCAUAUGUCUCCAAACGAAGUCACUGCAAUCUGCGAUAAACUCCUUGCUGGAAAGAAGGUUGACGUAGAUAUUACCAAAUAUUUGCAGGACUUAUUACUUGAAUUUUCAACUCGAAGGAAAAUCGCUAUGCAAAACAACCAAUACCUCCAAUCAAAGAAAAUUGAUGAUAUUACUGCUCACCUAAAGAAGCAAUUUGCAAGCAAAGAUCUUGAAGAUCUUUACCUUGAAAAUCUUCAGCAGGCAAAAGAUAGAACAAAGCAGGCUCAAGAAGCCCUGGAUUAUACAAAGCAGCAGUGUAAAAUUAAGGAGCAGGAGUAUCAUGAAAGAUUUAAACGCGAAGCCGAAGAAUUACAACAAAAGCAAAUGGACGAGAUGGAAGAAAUCGACUCCAAAUGGCUUGAUCCAUCACUUCAGCGUAAAUUUACUAAGCAAAGUAAGGUUUUGCUUCAGCAACGCGCAAUUGAGAAAUAUAUGGUACUUGCAGGCGAACUUGAAGCGGCAGAAGAGAUUAAAAAGAUGAAUAGAGAAGCUGAAAAGAAGGAAUCCCAACAGAAGUUUUCAGAAUUGCAAAGUUCAUACGAAUCUGAUUUGCAAAGAGUCCAAGAUGAGCAUGAAAAGCAACGCCAUGAACUCCAAACACUUCACCAGUUCCAAUUGGAAGCUCUUAGAAAAGAAAACGCAAUUGCACUUGAAGUUGCUGAAAAAAGGCUGAAAUUGGCUCAAAUACAAGAACAGGAAGCUUCAAAUCAAGAAGCUUUUGCUGUUAAAAAGAAAGUUCUUGCGGAUUCAAAACCAAUCCCGAUUGUUACAAAUAAUCACAAAGCUCCAUCUAUUCCAGCUUCAAAUCCAUUACCUUUACCACCUCUUCAAGUUAAAUCGAAGAGAAGGCUGAAGAGAUAA